CCUGGUUCCCCAUUGGCUGCUCAGCGAAGCCCGGUCUCCGGGUAAGAUGGCAGCGGACGGACAGUGCUCGCUCCCCGCUUCAUGGCGGCCAGUGACCCUCACCCACGUCGAAUAUCCUACAGGUGAUCUCUCUGGCCACCUCCUUGCCUACCUGAGCCUCAGCCCUGUCUUCGUCAUCGUUGGUUUCGUGACCCUCAUCAUAUUCAAGCGGGAGCUGCACACGAUUUCGUUCCUCGGGGGCCUGGCACUGAACGAGGGGGUCAACUGGCUGAUCAAACACGUCAUCCAGGAGCCACGGCCCUGUGGAGGCCCCCACAUGGCAGUGGGCACCAAGUACGGGAUGCCCUCCAGCCAUUCCCAGUUUAUGUGGUUCUUCUCCGUCUAUUCCUUCCUCUUCCUGUAUUUAAGAAUGCACCAAACAAACAACGCCAGGUUCCUGGACUUGCUAUGGAGGCAUGUGCUUUCCCUGGGUCUCCUCGCUGCGGCCUUUCUAGUCUCCUAUAGCAGGGUCUACCUGCUGUACCACACCUGGAGCCAGGUGCUCUAUGGGGGCAUUGCCGGGAGCCUCAUGGCCGUCGCGUGGUUCGCCUUCACCCAGGAGGUCCUCACCCCGCUGUUCCCUAGGAUAGCAGCCUGGCCUAUCUCUGAGUUCUUCCUAAUCCGAGACACGAGCCUCAUCCCCAAUGUACUCUGGUUUGAGUACACGGUAACCCGGGCAGAAGCCAGGAACAGACAGCGUAAGCUGGGAACGAAACUGCAGUGACCUGUGAGUGUGGCUGGGUCCAGCCUCCAGAUCUGGCAUGCUUGAUGCCUUGCAGGAUGGACAGAACGACAGACAGAGGGAUGAAGCAGAGACCUCUACAGACCCAAGUCACCAAGUGGAGCCUUUUUUUUCUUAUUUUAAUUUUAAUGAACAAGGUGGACCAAAGGGCCGAGGCAGCCCCUCAACCCAGGACCCUGGGGGGCCUGCUGCCCAGGGGCCACGUGGCCAGAGACCCUCGCUGUGCUGCUGCCAGCCCCUGGUUGGGCGGUGAGUGCCCUCGGCGUGGGCACCGGGGGGUGGUGUAGAGGAGGAGGGCUUGCACCUCUGGUCGCGGGGCCAGGAGAUCCGGGUGGCGUGAACAAUACACACUAUUUAUUUUUGGGUUUUGUCAAAGGCAGACGGGCUUUUGGAGAUGGGGCCGAGGGAGCCUGCCUGCCUACUGCGGUUGCCCUGCAUACAGGGAGGGGCCGAGGUCAGCCGCCCGGGGGCCCUUUGCCUGGGGCCCAGGGGACACACUGCCUCUCCCUGGGCCAGAAAGGUGGCGUGGGGGCCCCGGAGGAGGGGAGCACCUCCACGCCCUCCCUGCCACCAAUGCCAUUCCAGAACCUUGUUCAGUGUUUCCUUGUCUGGGGGCCAGGGCCCCGUGAGCGCGCGCUUCCGGCCGCUGCUCUCGUUGUGCCCUACCCGUUACUGACCCUGCACCACAAGGGCUUUUUCUGGUCCCCUGUCCCCAAGACGAUGGUCCCCUUCUGACAAAAGAGCCUGCACAUGUGGGUGAGCAAACCCAGGCUGUUUACAGCUCUUUUCCUGUCCUGCCUUCCCGUAGCCGUUCGUUGUCAACUCCUCCCAAACACAGUGCAGAGGAACCAGUUGCCGGGUGAGGGGAGCGGAGCUGUGGGUGCCUGAUGUCACUGUCCUCCCCUCCCCUCCUCUCUUCCUCUUCCCUCCGUGUGCUCUGAACACUCCCUUGUCCUUCUUGACACCCUCCCGAGAGCCUGGGUACUUGCUCAGGCAUCCUUAAGCCUGUGUCCGGGGUGUGGU
This is a messenger RNA of Lontra canadensis (Northern American river otter), 1804 nucleotides long. RefSeq names its product dolichyldiphosphatase 1 (gene DOLPP1). The record is from RefSeq and is a predicted model, not a curated record. Gene Ontology annotation, molecular function: dolichyldiphosphatase activity. The transcript is spliced from 8 exons. Gene Ontology annotation, biological process: lipid biosynthetic process; protein N-linked glycosylation. NCBI's taxonomy places the organism in Eukaryota, Metazoa, Chordata, Mammalia, Carnivora, Mustelidae. The coding region runs from base 47 to 763 and encodes 238 amino acids. Gene Ontology annotation, cellular component: endoplasmic reticulum membrane; intracellular membrane-bounded organelle.